AUGAGCCUCUACACCAUGGACACAUUAGAAUUUAGAGACCAGUGUAGAGUACGUCAGUGUUUCCAGUGUCAAGAUGACACAGAAUUCUACUGCAACACAUGUAAACAUGAGCUGUGUCUUAAGUGUAAAGAGAAACAUUUCAUUGAUCUAUAUACCAUUUACCAUGAUGUUGUGAUCUACCGAGAGAAAUUUGACCACAUUACAAAACAAGAGACUUGUGAUAGACAUCCAGACAUGUUGUAUGAAAAGUACUGCCAUUCCUGUAAACUUCCUAUAUGUUUCCAAUGUACAGAACACAGACAUCACCAAAUACUUGACCUUGGAACAGCAUACAAAACCAAUCGUCAGGAACACAGAAACACCCUUCACAACAUCAGAAGUGAGACUUUCUAUAAUAGCUGUUGUCUUCUGGUAGGAAUCAGAUCUGAUAUAAAAAAUUUUCACGGAGAAAUCUCCAACAAUCAGUCAAAUAUGAUAAAAAAAGCCCAGAAACUAAGGAACCUCAUAGACGUUGUCAUGUAUGAUGUUAAAAUCGGACACAAAAGAUUUAUUCAAAGUUUACAACAACAGAAGAGAAAAAUAGCCAUACAUCUUGCCAGCAUAGAAAACUUUGAACUCAGAUCUGAACAGUUAGCAAACAGACCGCUAAAAUUCCUCAUGUUCCUAAAGAGAACUUGUAUACAAAAGUUAAAGGACACUCUCAAUCUCACACAUUACGCCCUGGUCUGCCUCAAUGAAGAUAUCAACAUAGAGGACGUGACUGAUUUUCUUGGUGAAAUCCAAAUCACAGAGACAGGAAAAAGACAAGUAAGAAAUGAAAGUGUGCUGAAACUGAUGUCUAAACCGGUAUUACACAGAACUGUCAAUGUGCCAGGUGAAGUAUAUAAUAUUGCCUAUAAUAUCACGCAUAUUUCCUUUGUGACACCUAACCAGGCCUGGAUCAAUGAUAGUAAAGAUCUGAUCUUGAUUAACCUUGAGGGUGACAUACUUCGUCAGCUAAGAGAUGUUUAUAGCAUGUACGGACAACACACAGUGAAUCUUACUGGUGAUCUUAUUUACAUAGACAGUGAUGGUAACAUUAUCAAACUCUCUAAAGAUAACAGAACAAAGAAUACACUGAUAAAGAAAACAAAACCAUGGGUACCACAGUGUAUCUACUCCUCCCACCUCAACGGCGAUUUGCUGGUCGGGAUGCAGUCCAACAGAACAGUCACAAUAGCAAGCUAUAAUGACAAAGGACAACACAAACAGAGUAUACAGCAUCACAAACCAGACCAGAAACUGUAUUCUCAUCCAAUCUAUAUCACAGAGAAAAAUAAUGGAGAUGUUAUUGUGUCUGAUAUUGGCGGUUAUCAUAGCGCUGUAGUGGUGACAGACAGUACAGGUAGACAUCGUUUCUCCUACAGAGGACACCCAUCAGGAUCAAGACUAUCACCAUGUGGAAUCUGUACUGACGCACUGUCACACAUCCUGGUGUGUGAUUUUAUCACCAGCACAAUACAUAUGCUUGACAAGGACGGUCACUUCCUGUCACUGAUACAGACACAACGGAAAAACAGACAAGUGAUGAACGGACCAAUGGGCCUGGGUUAUGACGACAAAACUCAUCUUCUCUGGGUUGGAUUAUCCUACGGGAUAAAGAAAGUGCGUGUAUACAGAUACAUAGAGAGGCAGGACUAUCUACAAUACAUAAAAAAUCAGAGUAAAUUAGAUAUUUGA
Molecule: messenger RNA, 1719 nt
Organism: Saccostrea cuccullata (small rock oyster)
Lineage: Eukaryota; Metazoa; Mollusca; Bivalvia; Ostreida; Ostreidae
Exons: 1
Coding region: 1-1719 (572 amino acids)
Molecular function (GO): zinc ion binding
Source: RefSeq, a predicted model, not a curated record